Molecule: messenger RNA, 819 nt
Organism: Kockovaella imperatae
Lineage: Eukaryota; Fungi; Basidiomycota; Tremellomycetes; Tremellales; Cuniculitremaceae
Exons: 8
Coding region: 1-819 (272 amino acids)
Cellular component (GO): nucleus; ribonucleoprotein complex; cytoplasm
Molecular function (GO): mRNA binding
Source: RefSeq, a predicted model, not a curated record
AUGCUCAACAAUGCUCCACAACUCUUGCACCAUGUUUCUACCCCAAACAUUCCAUUGUCACAUCGACGAUCUAUUGGACAGGUCAGAUUCCAACUCCCACGCGAAGAUGAAGAGGAUGAAAGGCAGGAGUUUGAGCUCGAGAGGCUUACAAGAAAGAGCUCUUCAUCGCUCACGCACGUCUCUGCUGGGAGGAAUGUCUAUAUCCACAGCGUCCCGGCAGACUACACUGAGACCAGCUUGACCGAAUACGCUUCUCGAUUCGGCAAAGCUGUUCAGGCGAGGUGCAAACCCGUCGGUGAGCCCCGAGACAAUGUACCAGUCAGACAGUUCGAGCAACGAGAGGAAGCAGAAGCCUUCCUGCGUGCACUCCAGUCUCGAGGCAUCACCUCGGCAUUUGGCAAGGACGACUAUCAGCUCGAGCACAAGGCUCGCGAAGAUCGAGAGUCGAGCAAUCUGUACAUCAAUGGCCUGCCUCUGACCACCACGGAGGAACAACUCAAACGACUCCUUGCACCUUACGGAACUGUGGCUUCUUUCAAAUUCCUUACUGACAAUGAAGGAAUACGACGUGGACCGUGCAUGGCUAGACUUCUUUCUCGACCUCAAGCCGAUGCGGCGGUUCAGGCUUUGAACAAUGUAUCCAUUGGCUCUGGUAGAGUUCUGCAAGUCCGCAUUGCAGAUAGCAAAGACCAGAAAGAACUAAAAAGAGACACUGCUACGACCAAAAAUCUUGACUCGCGGAGCACUAUCGACGUGCGCAUGAGGCAGGACAGCAUGCCAACAUCGUGGGCAUCUUCUAGACGGCAAGGUCUCAGCUGA